Molecule: messenger RNA, 564 nt
Organism: Ochlerotatus camptorhynchus
Lineage: Eukaryota; Metazoa; Arthropoda; Insecta; Diptera; Culicidae
Exons: 1
Coding region: 1-564 (187 amino acids)
Source: RefSeq, a predicted model, not a curated record
AUGACCACCAUCCUCACCCAGAUAGAAGCGGCCAUGAAUUCUCGUCCGCUUACGCCACUGUCGGAAGAUCCUGAUGAGCUAGACGUGCUCACUCCCGGACAUUUUUUGACUGGCUCAUCGUUGCUGGCGAUUCCCGAUCUGGACUACACGGAGGUUCCUACGAACCGGUUACAGCACUACCAGGAACUGCUACAACUAGUACAGCAGCAUUGGAAGCGAUGGAGGCGAGAGUACAUCUCACACCUGCACAACCAGAAUCAACGAUUCCCUCAAGCAACCCUGCUGAAGGUGGGUCAAAUGGUGGUCCUGAAGGAGGAUGGAUCCGCAGCCAUCGAGUGGCCUCUAGCUCGAUUCAUUGAAGUCUAUCCCGGUCCCGACGGUGUAAUCAGGGUAGUGAAGGUACGCACACCGAACGGUGCCAUCUAUAAACGACAGGCGUCACGUAUCUGUUUGCUGCCAUUCGAGAAGGCCUUGACUGGGAAGCCCACCAACACCUGCUAUUCUCAACCGUCAGGUGCAACCCCGAAGGAUGUAAACGCUGCAAGCCCGGAAAGCGCAACGUAG